Molecule: messenger RNA, 776 nt
Organism: Strongylus vulgaris
Lineage: Eukaryota; Metazoa; Nematoda; Chromadorea; Rhabditida; Strongylidae
Source: the annotation of a GenBank genome assembly
AUGAACAUAUGCGCCUUAUUUCAGAAUGCCAUAAAUAAUUUGCUAGUUAAUAAGAGGCUUGUGAUUUCGAAGACAUCUGGUGGUGCUUUGAAAUUGAAAGUAAACACGAACACGCAGUUAACAGGGGCUACUGACGAGGAGCAAGCGAUUUAUACUCUGAUAGAAGACUCAAAACGCAAAGGUAUAUGGAUCCGAGAAUUGCGUGAUGGAUCAGGCUUGUCCCAGAUUCAACUUCGUAAAGUGCUUAAGUCGUUGGAGCAAAAGAAACUCAUCAAAAAUGUAAAGGCGGUAGGCACUACGAAAAAAUGUUACAUGCUCUAUGGCUUGGAACCAGACACAUCAUUAACGGGAGGAACCUUUUACUCGGAUCAACAACUGGACUCAGAACUUAUCCACACCUUGGUAAACGUCUGCAUAGGAUAUGUCCAGAAAGAGCUCAGUGCUGUACGUCCGCAAGAGGUAUUUCUCUACUGGGUCGAGCUGCAGCGUCUCACUGUAAUUUUGCAGAUAGCAGAUUUUGUCCUGGAAAAGCGAGUGCUAAACGUUACCGUCACUCUCGAAGAUAUUGAGCGGAUUUUAGAUGUUGCUGUUUUAGAUGGUGCAAUUGAGCGACGGCCUGACGGAAAGGUGCGCUCUGCUUGGUCAACAUCUCGUCCAUCUCCUCUGGUUACGGUACCCUGUUCGACCUGCCCAGUGGUAGAUGAUUGUACAUCGGGCCAUGUGAUCAGUCCACAGAAUUGUAGGUAUAUGUCCGAAUGGCUUUUUGGCAGUUAACG